Brassicogethes aeneus is the source of this 2515-nucleotide messenger RNA. Lineage: Eukaryota; Metazoa; Arthropoda; Insecta; Coleoptera; Nitidulidae. The record is from the annotation of a GenBank genome assembly.
GCCAGCCCACAGUAGGGUAGUGCACCUAACAUGUAGCGUACAACCUUCGUUCGAGUGCGAUGUCAUUUUUUCGAAUCCUGUGCAUUCAGAUGUAAAACGGAAGCAACACAGGAAAAACACAUUUUAAUGUAUAGAAAUAUAAAUAAAUAAUCCAGUGAGAGAAUAUAAUCGCAGCAAAAUGUUGCCACACAUCAUAAUACCACUACUAACAGUGCUAUCUCAAACAGUAUCUCAAGAAAUAUACAGUGACCCCAGCGAUGUGAACAUGGCCUUAAUCUUGAACAAGUGCAAUAGUGCGACUCCAUAUAGCACCCACAGUGUUGUAAACUCAGCUAUAUGGACCACCCAACGUAUAAACUUCCUUGAAAUCACAUCCCCUUUAAAGUUCGGCCUUACAGUCAUCCAAACUUGCUCACAAAAAGAAAAUAUGAACACUAUAUUCAACCUAUACAACUCAAGUGAUGAACAUUACCUAGUCGGUGUUAUAAGUGAAGAACGUUUCGAUGACAAAACUUCUCGCUUCAGCGAUAUUCUCGAUAUACAACGGAAGGUUAUCCCCAAAAUAUACAAGGCAAUCAUCAAAAGCACUGUCGAAUUCAUGUCGAUGAUGAAUUGGUUCGAAAACGUAACCGUAACAGUGACUUCAGAAAGGUUUUUAAGUGAGUUUUACACCUACGCGACAAGAAAAUUUAUCUGCAUCAACAGUUACUUAAUAUGGAGAAACACCCCAAGCUUCAAUAACAUAUCUUCAGACACCGUCAUUUUCUUUGGAAACAAAGAUGAUAUAGACCUAAUGCUCACCAAGUAUGAAGAUAGAAUAUUCUAUAAUAAUCUUUUAAUAAUUCCAUUAGACUCUUCUGUACCUAAAGAUUUACCCCAGGAUACAUAUGUUAUGAUACCAAAUCAUGGCCCAAUCUCAAAAUACUACAAAAAAUCAGCAAACAUAGUCCUAACCCCUCAAUUAUUUGAUAUAGCUACUCCAAUGCUCAACUUUGCUCACACAAUUGGAAAAUACAUAAAAACAAACUGUAAUGAAACGGUAUAUAAAAUAAACUGCUUAAGAAGUACGUACCACGAUAUUUUUCCGAGAAGAAUUAUAUCACCUCGAGAAGUUAUGGAGAUACUUAAAAUUCAACCUUUGACAGAACACUUUGUAUACAACAUAUAUCUAGCAGAUGAUGUAAAUAAUAGUGUAACGUUAAAGAAAAAUAACUAUAUACACCCCUACACUAAAGUAUUUACUUAUAAUGUUCUUACUGAUAAAUGGUUGGUACACAAUGUUUCUGUCAUAUUAGAAAACAUAGAAAGUCAUAAUGAAACUGAAGAAUUCUGCAAAGAAAAUGUGGAUUAUUGCAUAAAAAACUGCAAGAACUAUCACCAGAAUAUUCUGGAUAAUAGGGAAAUAUUUGGAGAAUCAAUAUUUGACAAUAUUUAUAUCAGAACUGAUUCGUGGGUGUAUACAUUCCUAUCAUUAUCAGCUCUAGGGAUCUUAUUUUGCAUCGCCAUACUGUUUUUUAUAUUUAUUAGUAUAUGUAGACGUGAUAUUUUGGAAGGAAAUCCCUCUUUAACCAUAUUUUUAUUAGUCACAGUAAUGUUAAUGUUCCUUUCAAUUUUACCAUUCUGUAUCAAUGUAACCUCAAUUCACGCUAGAGACACACUAUGUCACCUUAAAGCCAUGGCGGUUACAGUUACAUAUGCCCUGGCUUUUUCAUUGAUAUUAUCCAGAAGUAUACUUUUAGCUUCAGCUUCAAAAGAGUUGGGUUUUAUGUCCCACAUAUCAGGUUCUGUGCAAUCUUUUCUAUCCCUUUUUAUAUUCGGUGUACAAGCCGCUUUAUGUCUGCAAAUUAUGGGAAGAUGCGAUGAGAUUUUCCGUGGUUAUUCCUUCAUAUUUUUAAUAUCAUACAAUGUAAUGCUUCUCUUACUUCUCCUAUGCCUAUGCCCCUUAAUUUACAAAUGUCAAAGAAAUUUCCGAGAAGGAAAAUACUUCGUAAUCGCAAUAUGUCUAACAACAGUUUUUUGGUGCCUUUGGAUACCAGCAUACGCUUGCUUUAAGCAUCAAUGGAAAGAGCCUAUAUUAUGUUUUGGAUUGGUUUCUACAGCUAGUAUACUAUUGGGAAGCAUUUUCGUACCCAGAACAUACCAGAUGACCAUAGCAGUGGCUAGAGAUCGGAUUACCAGCAGAUUACCAUCAUUGGCCACAGCCACAAGUACGAUGGAUAUUUAUAGAGCUAAUACACAGCCUGUUUAUGACUGCGUGAACGUGGCCGCUAUAAAUGCAGCAAACGUCGCCAGGGCCGGAAUGGUUGGUACAGGCAUCCAGCAGCCAGAUCUGUACAGUUGCCCGGCUCUUCCGGCCGACGAUGACAUCGACUUCCGAUGUGACAGUCCGCUAAGUAGCGACAAAGUUACCAGAUUUUAAUAAAAAUAUUUAUUGUGUGUGGAUAAUUAGGUCAAAGGCGAUAAAAAUGAAAGUUGUGUUUGAAUGUAUAAAGGUAGAGUGGAUUUUUGCUCGAUA